Molecule: messenger RNA, 705 nt
Organism: Rubroshorea leprosula
Lineage: Eukaryota; Viridiplantae; Streptophyta; Magnoliopsida; Malvales; Dipterocarpaceae
Source: the annotation of a GenBank genome assembly
UGAAAUCCAUUGGGGUUGUAGCUCUAAUGUUGCAGUCGAAGCCUUACCCUGUGCCUGUAGAGAAUGGAGAGGAAGAGGAGGAUGGAACCCUUGCAUUAGCUAACACAGCAGAGAAGGCUCUGCAAUUGCGUGACAGUAGCUCUAAUAAACUUGUUGGUGGAACAGCAAAAUCUGGAGCAGAGUUUUUCUUGACUCGAUCUUAUCAUGGUCUUGAAAUGCAUGCUGACAACUCUUUGCCUGAGCCUUUCAUGAUGGGUCGAAGUGGAAAGGCAUCAGGUUACAGGGAUGAGAAAAGCAAGCAUGAAACUGGUGACUAGUUUGAAGUUGUAGAAAAGGAGAGAUUGAACAGUGAAGUUGGGAUGGAAGGUAUUUACUAUUGUUCCAAAAUGGAACAAGCUUGACAAGAUAGAAAAGCAGUAUGACCAAACUCUUGUUGGCGGCUUCACUUGUUAAGAUCUGUAAGGAAGAAGGAUGCCAAGGAUGACAAUGGUUAUCUUACAGGCUGAAACCUGAUUUCAUGGGUCAAAAUGUUGAGCACUAGAUGUUAUCAUGGAAAAAUAGUCCUUGGAAGUCUAAUUUCCAUUAUCUUGAUUUUGUUUGGUAAUUUUGAUGUAAUUUGGGGUUAUUUUGCAAUUUUGUUGUAAUUGUAGUAGAAUGAUGUAGAAUUUAGGUUAAUUAUGCAUUUAAUAUAAGGUAUUUUUUACC